CAAAAAACGGAGAUGGAGAUUCUGUGUCGAGCGGACCUCCGCCCUCCGCUACCAAGCAGUCGAGCAUGCGAGUGGGCGAGGAGUGUAUGGUGCACAGGUGCCUGGAGUGUGGUGAGGCCAUCGAGGAGUUCUCCAACGAUGACCUGGGGUUAUGCAUCAUCGUUCUCUCCACCUUCGUGCACCGCAACCCCGCGCUGUCCGCACCCCUACUCCCGCGCAUGCUUCAUGCCGUCGCCAGAGUGUCAUCGCACGAGUUGUAUUCCUGGCAGAACACUUCAAACGUCCACUUGCCCGGCUCCUCUACCAGCAUUGCUGGUCAGUUCCUCCGUUGUGUGCUGCACCAACUCGCACCCAACCAGAUAUUCUACCAGAUUUUCAUCACCAAAAUCGAGGAGGAAAAUCGGCAGAAGCUCUUCCGCGCGCUCGCUAAGGCGCUCGCCGACUUUAACGAAUUAAACUCCACGGCGCCAGUGCAGUCACUCUUGUCGAAUCUGAACGAGCGCAAAGAGCUGCCGGCUGACACGAUCACGCUUGCCGUGAGCAACCUGGCGUGCUACAUGGAAUGCGCGUUCCAGGAGGCCGCCCCAGCACCCGGCACCUUCCCGUUCAGUCUCUUCGAGACGUUCAUACGCAAGCUCAUCGACGUCUUCGAUAUACUCGAGGACGCCAAUCCCUUGCUUAGACUCAUCUGCGCCUUCUUGCGCAUACCUGGCAUAUCCGUGCACAAGAACAUCCUUGAACCAGUUUCCAAAGCCGUCGUGUUUGGACUGCGCAAGGCGCCUGUUCAGUAUCGCCUCGUAGCAGACCUCGCCAUCCUGUGCACCAAGACGUUUCCUAAGGAGCGCGACAAGCUGUUCCUGGCUCGCAUGAUGGCGCUGGAACUUAUCCAAGCGCUGAAAUUCAAGGUUACUUUACCUGACAUAAUUAUUCAAGUGUGUGGUGCAGAGGAUAAUGGCGGAAGUAUUGGCCCCAACCCUGUACUGGACGUGACGACAAGCCCCUCGGGCACAGAUCCUCUGAGUCCACAAACUUCGACGCUGGUGGCUGAGUGCAUCCGCGCCUCCUACAUCAGCGACAUUAUGGACUUCAUCGCAGACGUCCACACGCUCACCAAGAUAAAGAGUGGCCUGAACCAGGACACCAUAGGCGGGCUCCUGAAGGCAGGCAUAGCGCAGUACCUCUCGCUGGAGAUCAGCCGUGGCCACGCAAGAGAUACGAGGUUCUUCAAUAAAUAUCUUCCGUGGCUGAACAACCCGCCCACUGCCAUGCAACAAGGGCAAAAAGAGUUUCUGGACUGCGUAAGCCACAUCAGGCUACUGUCAUGGCUGCUGGUUGGGUCACUCCUGCAUACCUGCAACCAGACGGGUACUGGUACCAGCAUACCAUCUGUGUGCAUGCCUGUACCACCUGACGCCUCCUGCCACAUCGCUGACCACAUUCAGGUAUCUUACAUCUAG
Messenger RNA from Hyalella azteca, 1457 nucleotides. Its product is annotated as protein unc-79 homolog. The record is from RefSeq and is a predicted model, not a curated record. The transcript has 10 exons. The coding region runs from base 66 to 1457 and encodes 463 amino acids. Gene Ontology annotation, molecular function: protein binding. NCBI's taxonomy places the organism in Eukaryota, Metazoa, Arthropoda, Malacostraca, Amphipoda, Hyalellidae.